This is a messenger RNA of Trifolium pratense (red clover), 2162 nucleotides long. Its product is annotated as putative F-box/FBD/LRR-repeat protein At1g78760. The coding region runs from base 325 to 1824 and encodes 499 amino acids. Gene Ontology annotation, molecular function: protein binding. Lineage: Eukaryota; Viridiplantae; Streptophyta; Magnoliopsida; Fabales; Fabaceae. The record is from RefSeq and is a predicted model, not a curated record. The transcript is spliced from 4 exons.
CCUCGCACUGCCAUAGCAGUUCGCACCCAUUUCGUCAAAUUUGUUUUCCCUCGCACAAAAUUAAAAUUAGGAACCCUAAAAUCUUCCAGUCCACUGUGACUCCUUGCUGCUGCAGUCUCCAGGCGUUCCAAUUAAUAGGUAUUUAUCACAUUCUCCAACUCAAUUUCAUUUUUCUGUUUUUUAUUUUCCCUAAAUUAUUAUCCUGCUUGAUACGUCAAUUUUUUCUAGGUUUUUCCCCAAUAGUUUCCCUUUACAAUUCAACACAAUUUUGCACAAAUAGUUUAGGCAUUAGAGUCACUCGAAGAAACCACGAUUCGAGGCAAUAUGAAGAAAAUAAGGCAGUGUGAGAAUGAAAAUGAUGAAAUUAAAGGAAGUGAAGACAGGCUCGGCGACUUACCCGAUUGUGUUCUCCUUCACAUUUUGUCAUUUUUGAACACCAAACAUGUCGUUCAAACUUGCGUUUUGUCUACCAGAUGGAGACAUCUUUGGAAACGUAUUCCAACUCUUAUAUUGCAUUGUUCAAAAUUUACCACUAAGAAACAUUUUACCAUAUUUGUGUCUAAGAUUUUGACUCUUCGUGAUCCCUCAACUGCACUGCACGCUCUUGAUCUUGACCGUCGGGGUGAUAUUGAGCCUCAUGUCCUUAAAAAGAUUUUAAACUAUGUUUCCUCCAAUAAGACCCAUCUCAAGGAAUUAGGAAUCUCUAUACAUGGUGAUGGUUGUCUCGUCAUGAGCUGUGUUUCUUCGUGUCAUGCUCUUACAUCUCUUAACCUUUCAAUUUACCCUAGAGGUAGUAGACGCAAUCUUAAUUAUACACCAACAUUAUUUCCAAAAUCUUUGAACUUGCCUUUAUUGACCAGCUUAGAUAUAACAAAUUUUGUCUUUUGCGGUGGUGAAAGUGAUUGUGUUGAGCCCUUUUUUGCCUUUACCAAGUUGAAUAGUUUGGUUAUUCGUAGCUGUAAUGUAAAGGAUGCUCAAAUCCUCAUCAUAUCAAGUGACACACUUGCCAAUUUAGCAAUAAAUAGUUCUGUGAAAAAAAUAAAUUCAGCUAUGCAAAAUAAUUCAACCAACUUUCCCGAAAUCAAGGAAAAUAAUCCAUCCAACUUUGUUGAAAUCAAGCUAUCUACUCCAAAUCUUCGUUCCUUUAAUUUUGCUGGUCACCUUAUUCAAAAGAUAAGUGGGAGCGGACUUUCUUCAGUUAGAAAAGUAAAUAUCAAUGAUUUGCGACAAUUUCAUGCUUUGGCGGGGCAUGGUUUGGUUCUAUUCAGCUGGCUGCUUGACUUUGCCAAUGUAGAAUCAUUGACAGUCACUUCAACUACUCUUCAGAUUCUCUCCUUAGUUCCUGAUUUAUUCGAGGUUAAACUCCCUUCUUUAUGCAACUUGAAGUUGUUGGAAGUAGAAUUGAUACCACUUUAUGAUGGAUCUUUAUCACAAUCAAUUGAAGAUUCCAUGUUAGAGAAAGCUGCUGCCAAGUCUUGUAAAGAAGUUGCUAAGUUAAGAAAGGCAUUUAAUGCAGGUUUGGUUCCACCUGCCAUACCUGAUGGAAUGGUUGACUUCUUACGGCAAAACUCGCCGUCGGCGGUAGUUAACAUCUCAACUUAUUUCCCAGAUCAUUUUAAUCUUAAGCAGGUUGAAGAAUCUAUAAAGGGAGCAAAGAUUGUCAAGUAUCGCUCGCGAUACGCUGCACCUGGCUCCUCCUCUAUUGCACCUGCUUCUGCCCCUGCUCCCUCUUCUGUUUCUGUGCCUGCCUCUGCUGCACCUCCCAACCUUCAUCUCUGUUGUGCUGACAAGGAUGAUAAAUCAUCAUAUGAAGAUAAGGUGUAGAAGCAUCAACGUAACACCAACUCUUCACUUCUUGAUGAUGGGAAGUGAGGAGUUCUCAUCUUACCUUACAAGUUACAAUGCCUUCUCUGCGAACCUUUCUUUGACGAUGGGCAGUGAAGAGUUCCCAUCUUACCUUAAAAGUGUUGUUUGAUUUGACAAGCAUUAGUUCACAUUAUGUCUCAGAUACUACGUGCCAAUUCUAUGUGUAUGGCUCUGUAUAUGAACAUGGGCCUUUUGUUUGUGGGAGCCUUAUGAAUCAUUUAGUUGCUACCGGACGUUGUUUAUUGUUUAUACUUUAUAGACAACUUUUAGUUGUGUUAUAAUUUUAUUUUUCCUAA